AUUAAUUAAAAUUAUUUACUCAAACAUGUCACAUUAUUUAUCUGUUAGUUUCAUGUACAGUCCUGGAGUAGAAAACUUAUGCAUGGUCAGUAUCGACAUCUCACUGAGAAACCACCUGUGGACAUGAAAGAGACCUACAGAUGGCUGAAGUCAUUGAACAUUCCUGCUGCAACUGAGGGACUGGUUGUUGCUGCUCAAGACCAAGCUUUUCGGACUCAGUAUUAUGAGCGCAACAUUCUGCAUCGUGAUGUCAGUCCCACUUGCCGCAUGUGCAGUGUAGGCCUGGAAACAGUUGACCACAUUGUGGCAGGCUGUAGUGCCUUGGCACCGAUGGACUACACUGAUCGACACAAUCAGGUGGCCUCCAUCAUUCACUGGGGUGUUUGUUGUCAUUUUGGGGUUCCAGUGGAGAGCAGAUGGUACCAGCAUCAUCCUGAUAGGCUUGUGGAUACAGACAACAUCACUAUGAUGUGGGAUACAGCCAUCCCCACUGCUAGGAAGAUCAAUAGCAAUAGUCCUGACAUCUGUUUCAAAACUAAGAAGACAAACACUUGUCUUCUUAUUGAUAUCAGCUGUCCUCCCGAUGGUAACGUCGCCAGGAAACAGGCUGAGAAGUUGACAAAUACAGCGACUUGCGGGUGGAGGUAAGUCGCAUGUGGCAGUGUCAGACACUGAUUGUUCCAGUGGUGUUGGGAGCAUUGGGCACGGUGCACACAGGUAUUGCACGGUGGCUGGACAUUAUUCCAGGUCAUCACAACCCGCAGCACUUACAGAAAACAGUGCCUCUUGGAUCCAGUCGGAUCCUUCGUAAAGUCAUGUUUUCUGUCUAAACAGCCAUGAUGGUCUAAGCACCUCUGAGGCAGGGUUUGCCUCUGGUGCUUACAAGAGACCAUACAAACCAGACUGACUUGGUUGAGCACGACACAUCUGUUAGUUUCUUAUGAUUAG
Corticium candelabrum is the source of this 948-nucleotide messenger RNA. RefSeq lists its product as uncharacterized. The transcript has a single exon. Bases 79 to 648 code for a protein of 189 amino acids. Lineage: Eukaryota; Metazoa; Porifera; Homoscleromorpha; Homosclerophorida; Plakinidae. The record is from RefSeq and is a predicted model, not a curated record.